UCUUUGGCUGCGGUUGGCCUCGAUGGAAAGGGAGCCACAGGAGAUCUUUUACUUCCUGUUCACAAACAACAUUGGAAAGAAAGACCCAGCUCUCUAUGAGGAGUGGGCAUUUGCACUGGAGAGACGCAAAGAGUACCAGAAGGCGCAUGACCUCCUUUUCGAUGGCAUGUUCCAGUGCCGCGACAAUUCCGCAGCAAGCCAACGCCUCUCUGCUAUCAGGGAGGCCUUGACGAUGCACAUGAUGGAUUUGGGAUUGUGGUCAGAGAACUCGGGAGGGCCAAGAAUGCUCUCCAUGGAGGAACCAGAGCGGACGAGCCGUCCUGCAUUGAACCCCAUUUCCAUUGAAGAGGCAAAAGAGCUAAAUCGUCCUCAAGAGUGUCGACCUGUGGAGUCUAGGCGCCUUUCAGGCGGACGACCAGUCUUGAUGCGGGUUAGGGGUCAGCCUGGCUUUGCAAAUGUGAUCCACGAAGACUUGGCCGAUGACCGCCCGGUUCUCCCAGGAGAGCCACGAGAGUCUUUAUUCGAUACUAGUGCCUUGGUGCCG
Molecule: messenger RNA, 544 nt
Organism: Cladocopium goreaui
Lineage: Eukaryota; Dinophyceae; Suessiales; Symbiodiniaceae
Source: the annotation of a GenBank genome assembly